This is a messenger RNA of Toxorhynchites rutilus septentrionalis, 18105 nucleotides long. Its product is annotated as probable G-protein coupled receptor CG31760. Gene Ontology annotation, biological process: G protein-coupled receptor signaling pathway. Gene Ontology annotation, molecular function: G protein-coupled receptor activity. Gene Ontology annotation, cellular component: membrane. The record is from RefSeq and is a predicted model, not a curated record. The coding region runs from base 858 to 3473 and encodes 871 amino acids. Lineage: Eukaryota; Metazoa; Arthropoda; Insecta; Diptera; Culicidae. The transcript is spliced from 12 exons.
UCCUGAGUGGUGGUCUGGUGGAUUUCCUUGUGCCCCUUCGUGCAGAAGGAAAGCAAGCCUCGUCCGUGCCGUGUGGAUCUGUGACAAUCACUGUGCGUGUCCGCGUGUGCGAGUGUGUUGGUGAAAGAGGGCGGUGAACGGGUGCGAGAAUCUGAAGACCCAACGUCUGUGGAGUGGAGUGGGUUUUUUCCUCUUUUUCCGAGGGCUGCCUGGCCUUGUGAAUGGUGGAAUCAAUUGCUACCGAGUGACGAUAGCAGAACCCCGUCUGGUGCAGUCGCUGCGAAUGGGGCAACCUGCGGGACUGUUGGUGAAAUUCUGUGCAACAGUGCAGCAUCUGUAGCGUUGCUCUCCGUGGUGAAAGAAAAUAUCAAAACAGGGAACUGCACAAAAUUUCCGGGAGGCGUCGGUCGUUUCGAAUCAAAGGUGAAAAUCAAUCCCACCCAGAAGAAAUCAGUGUUAUCGCUAAUGAUUCAUAGUUAAGAACUGUGUGUUGGGAAAAUUGUUCGGUCGACCCAAUGUAAAAUUAACCAAUUGAAAAAGUAUAUAAAUAUAUAUUGUGUAACACCGCGUCCUAUUUCGCUUUUGCUUGUGGAUUCGACGGUUGGGAGUGGGCCGUUUUGUGCGUAUGACGUCUUUGUGUUAGUGUUUCGUGUCCCCGCUAAAGGAAACGCAGAGGUGUACAGUCCAAGCUGCAUAUUUUAAAGAGCCAUUUCUGUAUCCAUUUAGCUCGAGUAGGGAUGGCGAAGCUCUGGGCUUCCAAAAAAGCAACAAACUAGAGGAAAAAUCCCCCAUCAAAUCAGAAAACGGAAAGCGAAUCUCGGGAACGUGGAAUCGAAAAGGUCACAUGAUUGGUCGCAAUGUGUAAAAUCCCAUUAUGGCCCUGGUUAGCCAUAGCAUGGAGAUGGAGAAUCGCGCUUACUUUAAGUUGGUUAGUGCAAUAUUGCUGCGUCAGUUCUGCACAACUAAAUGGUUUAAGAACAAACGAUGGAAGCACUAGCAAUAAUGGCGGCGGCGGCUCCAGCAUCAGUAGUAGCAUGGGACGAGUAGCUGGACUAGAGGCAAACAAUCCGGGCGCUGUGGCAACUAUGAGCGGCUCCCCUUUCGGAGCGAACAAAGCGGACAUGGAAGCAACUGAGGACUCCCUGCAGACGAUACACGACAUUGCCACCGAGAACUUGGGUACACUCUGCCUUACAAAGCAAUUUCGACCGCUGUGGAUCACUUUGAAUCCGGAACGAUAUACUGGUGCCCGACAGAAGGCAGACCUAGCCGCAGUCGUUCUCCAGGAUGUUGGAGUAGCUCGACACAAUGGUUUGCUAGACGCGCUAGCGAAGGGAUUGCUUUCCGACAUGCACGUCAUGAGUGCUCGUAUUCUUUCGAUCAACACGUCCGACGGAUUGAUCACCAAUUCAGUCUGGUGGAACAAACUGCCUACGGGAAUGGCUGGUCCAGUUCGGAUAGAAGAGGAGGGAGUCGCCGUUGGGAAAACUCCAGAUCCGAGUUAUCCAUGGUUUGAAGAUGAAUCAUCCUCUCCGGGCCUUCGUUCGCCCAAGUUUGCACCUUCACCCCUAAACAUAUCCUACCGAGGCUGGUGGACCUAUCCAUACUAUUCAUGUAGUUACAAGCGCUGGAUUCUGUCCUACAGUGUCGCAAUAAGACCACUUGGUAGGCAUGGACUACGCGGCUUCCUGAGUAUCGACAUCGACAUUUCCGAUCUACAGGUGAACCAGUGCGAAAACCCCAAUAGAUUGGAGGUUUUGAGCUACAAUCACCAUCUGAGACAAUACUACCCGUUCGUAAGAAGCAUCAAACUGAGCGACGAGGAACAGCUCAACCAGAUUGAGGCUUUCCACGGGUCGCACAAAUGCCACGUGCACAGCAUGCGAUGCGUCUAUCGACCAACAUUCGCAAACGUGGCAAAGGCAGUCAAUUUGAAUUAUAAUCACUACAGUAAUACCAGCAGCUAUACCAACAGUAGCAGUAGUAGUAACAGUGGUAAUAGUGGGAUCGUGAUCGGCAAAAGUCUUCGCGUUAUCAACGGCUGGAAUCGGGGAGCUUACGAGUGUAAGUGCAAAGGGGGCUUCUACUCAUCGCCUCAUCCGCGAGGCUUCAACGGGAGCAUAAUGGAGGUUGCCUAUCAGGAGUAUAGGGAUAACAUAAGCACCUACUACACGGACGUGUUCAUCUGUGUCAGGUGUGCACCAGGAUGCGACAGUUGUACCGGCCCGGAACCUUGCUUGGCAAGUUAUAACUGGGUGUUUAGAACGACGUUACUCACAUUCUCGGUGAUGUGCGCCGGCUUUACGGUCGUCCUCGCACUGUACAUGUAUCAGCACCGCAAGGUAAAAGUAUUUAAGGUGGCCAGUCCAAUCUUCCUCACCAUCACCCUGCUGGGUUGUGCCUUCAUGUAUCUGGAGAUGGCCGCCAUCUUCCCUAUUCUGGACACUUACUCGUGCAUUGCUACCAAGUGGACGAGACAUAUGGGCUUUUGCGUCACCUAUACGGCGCUGUUGAUGAAAACCUGGCGGGUGUCGCUAACCUACCGCGUCAAAUCGGCUCACAAAGUCAAACUGACCGACAAGCAACUGCUUCAAUGGAUGGUGCCAAUCCUACUGGUUAUGCUCAUCUUUUUGGGCACAUGGACCCUAUCAGCACCUCCGAUGGCAGAGAAGAUCGUGGACCAGAAUGGACUCAUAUUCAAACAAUGCUCGUACAAUUGGUGGGACCACAGCCUAGCCAUCGGUGAGGUGCUGUUCCUGGCCUGGGGCAUUCGCGUAUGCUACAACGUCCGCAAUGCCGAGUCGCUCUACAACGAGGCUCGGUUAAUUUCGUACGCCAUCUACAACAUAGCGCUCGUUAAUACCACCAUGGUAGCAUUCCACUUAUUUAUCUUCCCGCAAGCCGGCCCGGAUAUCAAAUAUCUGCUCGGUUUCAUUCGAACCCAACUCAGCACAUCGGUUACGAUAGCACUAGUAUUCGGUCCGAAAGUACUCAGAAUCUUGCGCGGCCAAGGUGAUCAAUGGGAUCAACGCGCUAGAAAGAGAGGCAUAACAGCGUCAUUCUCCCUCAACGGUAUCGGCUUGGUACCUGAAGAGACCGCAGAUUUGUACCAGGAAAAUGAGGAACUGAAGGAAGAAAUUCAGAAACUCGCUGCUCAGAUAGAGUUUAUGAAGAUUGUUCACAUGGAAAUGAACAAUCGCCAUCUCAAACCAAAGCCGGGUGGCUAUUUCACUCUGAAGAGUCCACUCGGAAAAACUAUCGGCGGUGGAGGGCUACACUCCUCCCACAGGCACAAACAUCCGAAGGAAGACUCGCUCAAGGAGAUCAGCGGUAUCACCGAGGACGGACACAGUGGUACCAACAGCUGCUACUCCGGAACGGCCAAUUCGAUAGGCUAUUCAUCAACGACACACAUCAGCCAACAGCAGCAGCAGCCACCCCACCAACAAUCGAACACUACCGAAAGGGUAUGACAUGGCUACCGAGGUGGACGAGAUUGCUCCCCAGCACCGGUCGUCGCGAAAGCGAACCCAACCUCCACAUCCAUUAAAGGGCUAUCCACGGCAACACCCUUCUCCUGCCCAUCGGCAUCAUCCCUUACGUAUACAGCAACUGAUAGCACUAACCAUAACGAUAACAUCUGCAUGAAUUACAAUCUCCACAAGUCCAACGAGCCUUCGGCGGAAAGGAAUAGCAACACUAGUCAUAAUAACAACAACCAAUCAGAUCCAGAAGAUCCAGGGCAAACAACGCCAUCACGUUCAACAGAACAGGAGCAUCAACAGCAGCAUUAUAAUAGGAUAAAUAAUAACCACGUAAUUGCAACUGUCGGACUAGACUCCGAAACGAACACAUCGCCGCAGGCCGCGGGCUCUACGUGUAAUCCAACUUCUAAUCCAACGGAAACUCUCACCAAUAAUAGCAAUGCAUCACCGAGUGAAGCAGUCGACAGUAGAAUCCCUGUUUAUGUCUAGCCCAGGAUAUACACCGAACGUUAAACUUUGAGAAAAGAUAAUGUAAAAAAAAAACUAGCGAGCCAUCGUGACGAAUCAGUGACGACGCUAGCUAGUCAUCAUGAAAUAUGAUGGACCAUAAAACACGCAAAAGCUCUCUCUUCCUUUGGGGUGUUUUCCGCAACAUGAGGGUGAAACAUCGUGUAACAUAAAAUAAUUGUUUCUCCUUCCGUGGACAUCCGCAGUACUUUACCAAGGCCAGGAAAAUUUUCUCCAGAACGGGGGGACAUUGGCCAUAAUGAAGAAAAAUGUGCGAACGGUAGUGCCCGAUGGGUGGAGAAUUACUUCAUCAGCGCUUGUUCCGCGUCCCUGAAAAACAUUCUCAGCUCAGAAGCUUGGAUGUGUAUACCCGGUCGUACCAUAACUUUAUCGCUCCGAAACAUGUGUAACAGUCAAGUUCUGGUAUCUAGGUUGUGGCGAUGAUGCUGAGGAUUAUUAUCAUUCUCCGCUCGGUUGCGGUCGAUGAAGCGGAAGAUAGCUGAAGGGACAACAAGUGAAGGAAUUCUCUCAAAAUAAAAAAAGGGUCGUCCGAUCGCAAUCUAUGUUGGAAGUGCUGGGGUUCACCAGUUGCUAGAACUACAUCGGACCAACUAACCGACUCGAACCUAGGAAGAUUGUGCCAAAAAUGUAGUUGCUAGCAGUUCCCCGAGUGACGCCCCCACAAUUAGGAUGUUGUAAAAAAGGUCCUGUUCGUAAAAAAAAACAACCAUGUUGACCACCGUCUAACUUUAUUGGCUCACAACUACCGAGCGCAUUUUGUUGUGAAAACCGAGAAGUUCUACAUUUUCAACUGCACGCACAUGUGGUUACUGAAGAGUGUUUGGAACAAUCCACCUUGGUAUCCGAAUUGCACCCGACGACGACAAUAAUACUCCACACACUCAAAUCGUCGCAAAAUAUUCAAACAGCUAGAGAAAGUCUUUCAGAAGUAACGCGUUAGUGAGAACUACAUUUCAAACUUAUAUUGUCUAACAAAAAAAACUGUAGAAAAUAUGAAACAGAAGGGUGGCAAAGAGUAGGUAGUUGAACGGAACGCAAUUAGGAUAUGGACGAUACGAUAUUGAUGGGGCUGCUUCCGACAUGCUCAUUAUUUACAGCUCGUUACGCGUUCGUGUGCUUGUAUUCUAUUUUAAGCUAAAAAGGCCAGUGCAUCCAACUUUAAGUGCUUUCAUUAUACUUUCUCUACUAGAACGUCACUUUUUAUCAUCUCACCCGCGUUAGCCGUGUAAUCGAUUCAACCGUAGUCCACCAAGCCAAAAUUCAUUUUCAAAAAUUGUUCAUGAAGAUUAUGAUUCUAGCUCUGCUGAAUAGUCUUUGUACUAACAACAAGCAAAGUGGAAAACAAUCAUAAUAUAAUGAUCAACAGAAUCAAACAGAUUUAUACAUUUCAUGACUGAACCCUUUUUUCGUGUUUCUAAAAAAAGUCGUGUUUUUGAAGAGAUUCUGUACGUUUUGUGAGAAUCUCUUCUCAACGAACCCUUGGUUUUUAAUGGUCGUCAAAUGCAACAGGCUUCAUCUUCCUUUUGACCUUCUUUUGGAAUCCCUGAUUAAAUGAAAUCACCCAAGCAAAACAAGCAGCAUAAAAUGUGUAUCACUGUAAAAAGAGCAUAACUUCAACCACGCUAACGAAAUGGUGAUAUGCUGCCACUGCAGAAGCUAGAUGGAAAUAACAGUUAAAUAAUCCGAAAUUUUCAACACAAAACAUGUUCAAUGUUACCUAUGAGAGCAGAAUAAUAAACAAUAAAACGUUGAGAGUUUAAAAAGGACAACAAAUCCGAAUGAAACUUUAUUUGGAGGAAUUUGAUAAGCAUGUUUACCGUUGCAAGACUUUAUCAAACGAUAUAAUCAAAACAGAAGCAAACAAACUGAAAACUAUCAUUAGAAUGUGUAUUGUUGUUAACUGCGGUCCGCUGAAGUGUUAAAUAUGAGUAAAACAAGUGAGAAAAACCCCCUUUCUUGAAAAUGUUCAGAGUACGAUAACGAUUAUAACAGGAAAAAAGUCAAUAAAUGCGAAAUGUACAUCAGUAACAAGCUUGUUCUAGGUUAAUCAUAGUUAAACCCAUUUUAGGAAAUCGAUGUGAUAAGUAUUCGCGUUGGGGUGUACUUUAGGAAAGGUAUUAAUCUUGUACAAGAUAGGUCUGUAUUCUCUCAACUGAAACGGCAUGUUCAAGUUUCACCACCUCUUCGACUAAUAGCGAAACAGAAUGCCGGGAAAGGAAUAAACCGAUUAAACUCAACCACAAUCCAAGCUUCUCGGUCCCAAAUAAAUUCCCUAACAGCAACCGCUGCAAUGAUCCCGGAUUGUUAAAUCGUCUUUCGUUUGGCAAAUCGCACAUACAAAUGAAAUCAUGGUAUCCGUUUCAUUCCGCCACUAGUCGCUACAAAGAUUAGAGCAGUAAAAAUCUAAAGCCGAAUCUUUAGAUGUGGACGGCAAAAAAAAACUAUCGAAUUCGUCUCUCCUUUGAAGUCUCGUUAUGGUGUUGAUAUUUGAGAGCUGCGGUAUUUUAUGCUACACAUCGGAGGGGGAUUACGGUUAAUCAUUGUUUAGUUAUUUGUACUUAGGGUAACACGGGGUGAGUUGGACAUAUGGAGUGAUUUGGACCACCCCUUUAUCUCAAAAAGUACGGCUCAACUUGGAUUUUUUAUAAUGCCAUUUUCUUUUGUUAUUGAACCGUAUGUAACUAAUGUCAAAAAACUUUGGUAAUAUUCGACAGGUGGAAGGAAAUGGUAGCAUGAACACAACAAGCACUCUGAUUGUCAAAAAAUGUGAGUUUUCCGAUCGUGCUUUUAAGGUUUUUCCCGCUGAUUAAACAAACUUUUCGUGUAUUGUGCAGUAAAGUUCUGUUCACCUACAGAAGAGGAACAAUUUGAUGCAGCGAAACUGUAAGUUUGAUAACAAUAAAUGGAAAUAAUUGCAUUUUAAUUUUUGCAUAUUGUGUGGGGUGAUAUGGACACGUUUCUGUUGGGUGAAUUGGUCCUACAGGUUUGAGGCUUUUCUUUGAUCUAAUUGAUUCCAGAUAUCACGGAAUUACAAAAAGAGGAUGGACAGACAACGUUGGAAGAAGAAGGAGCUUGAAAAAGCAACUCAGGCCAUCAAGAACGGAUUUUCUUUGACCAACAACGAAUGUGUGUGAAAAUGCUCGAAUAACAGUGGAAAGAUUCAUGCAGAAUUCGAGAUGGUGUCAAUCCAAUUCUUCUGGUCUGGAAUCUGGUCAAGACACCUGGUAUCGAUCCCAGAACACUGUUAGUGAUUGUAACAUUAUCCCAAAAUACUUUACAUAAACAUAAGUAUGUUUUUUUCGAUGAAACACACACUGUACCAAAUCACCCCACAGACGGUCCAAAUCACCCCGCAUCAAAUUUUAAUGUCCAAAAAUCAUCUCUUUUAUUUUAUGAUAUAUUUGGUAGAUUGAAGCUUUAUAUAAUGAUUAAACAUUAUUUAUUGAGAGAAAACAAGUGUAACUCAGUAUGCAAUGUGACAUUUUUGAUUUAGACCGUAUUGGUUUGGAAAUAUUAUGCGAUUUGCUUAGGUGGUCCAAAUUCCCCCCUUUUUCCCUACUUCCUGCUGGCUACUUCUCGGGAAAAGUUCUAUUUAAACCAUUACAGAAUCGUAUGCAACAUGGUCAACGAUAUCUUUUCUAGAACAGAGUUAUUCAACCCCAAAUCAGCCGACCUUUGACCCGAUCAUCCCCCUCCCCUUCUUUAAACAUGUUACUUGAGAUGGAAACUUCAUAAUUAAACUACACAAUUUUAACUAUCAUAUAACCGAUUGCGUGCACCCGUGGCCGAGUGGUUAGCGUCUCGCAUUAUCAUUCCGGGUGUUCGGGUUGGAUUCCCGUUCUGGCCGAGGGAUUUUUUCGUCAAUGAAAUUUCUUUCGACUUGCACUGUGGUCACGCGUAUUCUAGAGCUUGCACCUCGGAAUACAUUCAAGGCGUGUUAUUUGGCUUAAGAAAUCUCAACUAAGUAUUAAUUAAUGACGCUAGUUAAUGCAUACGUUGAGACGGCAAAAGUUCCACUGGGAACGUUAAAGACAUUCAAGAAGAUGACCUGAUUAAAUUACGACUGAUUUUAUAAAAGGGAGUAUUCAAAAUCAUAGAUUUUUCUUUCAAAAAAUCACAACUAAAAAUCCAGAUGUCUGUUUGAAUUGGGUGUUUGACAAAGUUGUUGGAAAAUAAAUGAACCAUUUAGGAAAAAUAACACUUUAAAUGUACUGUUAAAAAAUCUUACAAAAAAUCCAUUUAAUAUUAAAAACUUUUAUAUCUCAACACCUCCCCAUCGGUAUUUUUUGCUUAUUUUUACUGGCCCUACUCGCAGCCAAGCUAAUUCAAAGUUUUUUUUUUGUUUUUAAACCGGCAAGUAGCCCCAUACAUACAAAUUAAAUGUUAAAUUCCAUGGUAUGGGUACGUUCGUAUUUCUUCGGAUCGUUUGACGUUUACUCGCAACCGAGUAACUGACAACGUUUACACACGGCUUUACACACGGCCGACAUCUAGGAAUUUCACUAUAAUUUUUUUCACUUUGAAAAAAUGAUUAUAUCUCGAGACCGGUUAGUCCUAGGAUAAAACGAUAUAUGUAGUUCUUCAUUCCAUUUUUUAUGUUACUUUUCUUAAAUGGUUACGAUAUUACAAAGUAUUGGAAUUUGAAGAAUUCAUAUCCCUAUUUUAGUGAGUUUACCACGGCACCACUGUACAUAAAAAUUCCAAUAAAAUUAUACGACAAAAUAUCGAAGGAAGGGUGUUUUGAGAUAUAGAAUUUUUGACGUAGAACUACGUCUUCCAAGAAUGGUGUCAAAUCAGAAAACAGGUAACAUUUUUAUGAAAUAAAGUUAACGUUAAUAACUAUUUUCACUGUGAACGAAUUCUCAUGAUUUGUAUACCAAUCGAAUCGGAAAUUCUCUAAGAUUUGUUUGAUACGCUAUACAUUACAAUUCGCUGAUCUCUAAACGGUUUAAGUCGUGUCCUAGAUACAACCCCUUACAAUUUUUUUAUAUUAAAUGCAAUAUUUGAGUAAGAUUUUUUCAAAUGUUAUCUUCCCUGAAUGGUUCAUUAAUUUUUCAACAACAUUAUCAAACAGCAUAUUUUAAUCAGACAUCUGGAUUUUGAGUCAUGGUUUUUUGAAAGAAAGUUAGUUGUAAUUCAAUCAGGUCAUAUGAUAAUGAAAAACAACAGCUGCUCCAGAAAUAAAAACCAGUAGUUUCGUGCACUCUCGUCCUGGAGAACUUGCUGGCUCAUAGUCCCAGAUGUAACGAAAAUUGUUCCAGUCCUCCUUCGCGUGAAGGAGGACUAGCGUUGACAAAAAAGAUAUCAUCUCUGGCAGAAAAAAUACAUAAAUAACAGCACCAUUUUUGAGAGUGUUAAAAUGUUUGUAUGUAUUGAGCAGACCUCUCAUUCUCUCAGCAUAUCGACUUGGAAUUGAACCACCACAUUACAAAAUGAAGUUGGAUCUUAAAAUUAUACACGGAAAGUGUUUUCUGAGAGUAAAACUAAGAGCGUAGACAACGUAAACCGUGUAUUCGGCAAAGUAUGUGAGAAGUGGCAAAGUAUGAUACAGGUGCCCCUUGGUAAAAAUGUGAAUGCAUUAUUAUUUGCAAAAUUUCUCUUAUUUUACUCCCUCAUAUUGCUCUUAUAUUGCUAUGACAUAUAUUAUGACCCAUUCCAUGAGGUUAUGCACCAAAGAACCAAAUUUCAAGUUUAGUUUUAGGAGAAAAUUGAAAUCGUAAUUUGAAUAUGAACUAGUUAUAAAGGGUGUGUCACAUCAAAUUGCAUCACGGAAAAAACGCUGUAGAAGUUCGCCCAGUAGACCGAUCCUUUUGAAAAUUUUAGACAGUAAAAUAAAAACUAUUAAACAACUUUUGGCAUUUUCUUUUUAUUCAUACUUCGAGCCCAAGCCCGUAUGCUCGCACCUUCCCCGUCCAUAAGGUUCUGUACAACGUCAGGUUGUAGUUUUUUUUUGAACAGAAAUCCAUUUUCUCUUGAAGUCCGCCUCCGAUUUGACAACUUUUGGGUUCUUCCGGAGGGCCUGCUUCAUAAUCGCCCACAAUUUCUCUAUUGGGCGAAGCUCCGGCGCGUUGGGCGGGUACAUUUCAUUUGGCACGAAGGUGACCCCGUUGGCUUCGUACCACUCCAACACGUCCUUUGAAUAGUGGCACGAAGCGAGAUCCGGCCAGAAGAUGGUCGGGCCCUCGUGCUGCUUCAAUAGUGGUAGUAAGCGCUUCUGUAGGCACUUCUUAAGGUAAACCUGCUCGUUUACCGUGCCGGUCAUCACGAAGGGGGCGCUCCGCUUUCCGCAAGAGCAGAUCACUUGCCACACCAUGUACUUUUUGGCAAACUUGGAUAGUUUCUGCUUGCGAAUCUCCUCCGGAACGCUGAAUACGGAGAAGAACAACAGGCCCGGCAGCUGACGAAAGUCCGCUUUGACGUAGGUUUCAUCGUCCAUUACCAGGCAAUGCGGCUUCGUCAGCAUUUCGGUGUACAGCUUCCGGGCUCGCGUCUUCCCCAACAUGUUUUGCCUUUCGUCGCGGUUAGGAGCCUUCUGAACCUUGUAUGUACGCAGGCCCUCCCGCUGCUUGGUCCGCUGGACGAAUGAACUUGACAAAUUCAGCUUAUUGGCGACAUCCCGGACCGAACUUCUCGGAUCACGUCUAAACUGCUUAACUACGCGCUUGUGAUCUUUUUCACUGACGGAGCAUCCAUUUUUGCCGUUCUUCACCUUCCGGUCGAUGGUUAGGUUCUCGAAGUAUCGUUUUAGUACUCUGCUGACCGUGGAUUGAACGAUUCCCAGCAUCUUACCGAUGUCCCGAUGUGACAACUCCGGAUUCUCAGAAUGAGUGCGCAGAAUUAAUUCACGACGCUCUUUUUCGUUCGACGACAUUUUUCCAAAUUUACGAAAAAUUGACAGUGAAGCAUGGCCAACGUGAUCUAUACACUCUUAUCUGAUUAUAAGCAAAAGCUGAAGUUAUAAUUCCUAAAAACAGCGUUUUUUCCGUGAUGCAAUUUGAUGUGACACACCCUUUAUCACAAAUUUCUUGAAACGAAUUUGAUUUUUAUGCGCCAGCAUUUGAGAGACGCGAAUCUAAAAUACUACAUAAUUAUAUUUUAAAUAGUUUAGGUUUUCAGUAUUUUUAUGUUUCUUGAGAUAUCUCUGCACUUGCUUAACCAAAAAUCAAUGUCUAUAUACCAUUGAAUGGAUAAUUAAAUACUUGUUUGAAGAAGGGUCUAGGUUUCAUUUUGUAAUUUAUGAGAAGCAAGCAUUUGAAAAAGAGGUAUUUUGAAGCAUUUUUUUUUAAAUUUAUCAGCUAACACUACAUGGCUUUCUCUGAGCAAACAAUGAGGGUCAACAACCCACAAAAUUUGGUUAAAAUCGGCCCACAAAUAAAGGAGUAUUAACUGUCUCAAGAAAUCGUUGUCACGUCACGCAACGUAUACAAUCCAUUCCAGCGUGACGUGGUAAUAUUUUGACUCAAUACAAUUUUUUUUUCCGUUUUCAUGUAUGAAACACACAAAGUUAAACGAUGUUUCAAUGAAAUUGAGAAACUGUACUUCAAGAAUCAUCAGUUGGAGAAUAUGUUAUUUUUUGACAUAAACGCCCUUGCACAGGUACGCGCACAUGCACACAGAUGCAUACAAAGAGUUUAUCAAAAAUUUAUGAUAGCAAAAUCAAAUGCGUUCCCCCUGUGGUGAGCGCCACUCGAUGAACCAGGAUUGUGCUAGCCAUUGAUGGCAAGCGCCAGAGUGAUCGUGUUAAACAACCACGAUGUAGAAAUUGAAGCUCGGUUUAGGACCACCUCGAAUUUUUUCAAAUAACGGCAUACCGUGUAUUACAGGUAACAGGCGGAUUCAAUUUAUAAAAGUUUAUUUUGAUGAACAUAAGCAAUUACAAUUGCCUUGUUUCGCUAUGUUUUACAAUCCAAAAGAACAUAUUUUUGACGUAGAACUACGUCUUUCAUUAAGGGUGCCAAAUCAGAAAACAGGUCACGUUUUUAUGAAAUAAAGUUAUCGUUAAUAACUAUUUUUGCCGUGAAAGGAUUUUGGCGAUUUGCAUACUAAACGAAUCGGAAAUUCCGUAAGAUUUGUUUAAUAUGCUAUACAUUAGAAUUCCCUGGUUUGUAAAUGGUUAAAAAUCAUGAAAACUUUUAGCGUUUUCAUUUUCCCAUACAUUUGUUCUGUACAUUUGUGUGCUUUCCCGAACAGAGCAGUCAGUAACGAGCAACUUAUCGACGACCAACGGGGGAGAAGUCGUAGGAUUUCAAGUCUCCGUGAAUAAAGAAAAAGUAGAAGAAUGAAGGGAAAUUUUUGCUUAGAGUAUAAAUAGUGGAUCUCGCUGAGGCAAACUUUUAUUCGGCAUCGGACUGUUGAGCAAUCCAGUUCACUUUGCUUUCGCUGCGCUUCGAUCUAAGAUUGGACCCCACCAGUGGUAAUCCAGCUUGGAUAUCGUCGUGUGGUUUUUUCAGCUCGUUUUUGACGUUAUUCGUAUCGUGUGUUUUUCUUUCCGCGUCAUAAAUUGGACACUUCGCGUAGUGUGUGAUGAGCAAGAGAAAGAGGAAGGCAGGCUCGAGCCCUGCAAAAAAACGAACGCAUUGCCAGGGGCAAUAAAAUUUCGAGGUAAGCGUCAUCUAAUGAUGCACGCAAUGUUGGUGCAGUGAAAAGCGCUAGCACUGAACGAGCCUCCGCGAGUGUCACACCGCAUCGAACAACAGCGAAGUAGGCGAUUUCGGCGCGUCGGUCGAACAUGUAAACGCCGUUACCCAGGCAGCAACCAAAUCAAGCUCUCCCCGCUGGUAUUGAAGGCGGUCGCUCUUGACAAACUCAUCAGCGAAUUCGCAUCGAAGGGUGUUACAGCAGGGUACAAGCUGUGUGGCAUAAUUCAGUCUUUUUCCAAGCAGUUAACAUUGUUUGUUUUCCGUCAUCAUAAGGGCUUCGUUGGUGCCUUUGAGGAUGCAUCAAUGCAUUUAACUGACGUUAUGGCGAAGCAGACGUUAAGAUUGUGCGCCAAAGCGUUAUAGAAUGAUAUCCGAAAAUAUAAACAAGCGACUUAUAUAAAAUAACAGCGUAGUUCUACGUCAACAAUGCGGUCGUAUCUUGGACACAACAUCCUGUAAUGUUUUCAGUUUAUUUAGCAAAAUUACAUCUCCAACGCAGAACGAUACAUUUCAGAAGACGCAGAACAACAACAGAAAAUCCGAAUCAAAUAUAUUGUGUAAACGAAAGCAAUAGCAUCGAAACAAACUUUCACCUUCAGUUUUCCACCGAAGAACACAGCUUUCAACGAUGAAAAAUAUAUCACGUCACUUUUAAUUCGGAAACAAUCACCGGUCGGCCGCAAGACUUCCCAAAUGGUGGAAGCCUCAAGUCUCUAUAACUCAAAAUAACAUCAUUACACCAACACACUCACGAAUUCACAGAAGACCUUCAGCCAAAAAUAACCAGAAAAUAGAUUUUUAGAAUGCAUCGAAAUUUCUAUAAAAAUUAUUCAGUCAAAAGUUUUAGUGACUCUGAAAAGGGGUUUGUAUUGUUUUGUAGACGCAGCUGAAGAUGGUUGAUUCAUGAUUCAUUCUUGAGCAAUACACACACUCAGUAUGCAUAACAAGCUUUCAUUAACAGCUAACGACAUGCAUCGGCAAAUCUUGACUAAGAUGGACUUUCAAGCAGGUACUCAUAUGUAUUGAUAUUUGUGAUUUGAAUAGUUGACUUUCAAAGCAGUUUUGAGCUAUUUCAACAAACUUUGGGUCAAUUAGUAGCCAGGAUUACUCAUAUACCUUUUAUCUUUCGAAUGAAGUGAUUGACAUAGAACUUUGUACAACUGAUGAAGAGGAAUUAACGCUCGAAACUUUGCACCCCAAAUGUAACGCUCUCGUUUUAGAAAUUUCAAACAGCACGAACCCCAGCACAGAUUCAAAUAUGAUGUGAUGAAAAAAUACAUAGGCCCUCUUCACCGGUCGGCAUGUAAAUCGACGCGGUUCUCACACCGAACAAAAUUGCAAAAAAAAUUUUGCAAAAGUUCAUUCGUAUCUAGCCUUGAAAUAGACCAAUUUGGCAAACUAAACUGAACAUUCGUCCUUGGAAAGGUCAUACAGUCAAGCUAGAUGACUGAAUUGUGAAUACUGUAGUUUGAACUCGAGAACACCUUGUUUAUGCUCAAUGAAUGAAUAUGAGGGAGCUAGAAUUACAAUGUUUUCUCAAUAUAGCGCUCUUGAUCAAUAACAACGAGAACAGAUUUCGAACUUUCUGCAGGUAUGGUAUUUUUUUUAAAAAGACCAGGUGGUUGGCUUUAAUUUGAAAUGUCGAUCAUCUAAAUCGGUUUAUUAGUUCAAAAGAUAUGAAUUUUUGGAAAAAAAAACAGAGAGAAAAAAGUUGAUUUUUCGGGCAACCCUAAAAUGGACAUGGUCACCCUACUGAAAAAAUAAAAAAUAUGGGUCUAAUGUUUUGCGAUAAAGAACAAAACUACCACUUUUCACGAAAAUCUGAGAACCACUAUAUCGGUUUGGCAUGAAAUGGCUGAUUUCGGGUCAAUAUUGAGAAAAAUCUAAAAGGGGGGAUUUCGGGCGAAAAACUCAAGUGCUGAGUGAUAAAAGACACUUUGAGGAACACUUUCAUUAAACAAGUUUUGCGGGGAAAUGCGGGGCAAGUUUUAUAAGUCCAUCCGAAGCAGAAUUAAACUUUUAAAAUAGUACUUACUUUGUGUGGAGUUAACACAUACUACAACCAACCGAAUUUUGAAACUGACAACAAAUUCAAAUUUUCCAUUAAAAAUGCUUCAAGAAACAUAAUGAGCCAAAAAAAAUUGUUUAAAAACUUCACCAAAACACAUGUUAGAAAAACACACGCGUAAUAGUGGCACCGGCGAGUAUGCGGAACUGGUAUCUUGGUAUCAUUUACGCCUGACAAGCACGAUUCAAAUUCUACAAUUUUCUUCAAAUUACCGAAUGGAAUGCUCGAAAAUUCCAAUUUAUUUCUCAACGAUUUUAGUGUUAACGUAUGCAUUCAAAAAAUGGACUAAUUUCGGAUGGCGAUGAAAGAUAAUUUAUAGGAACAAAUUUUCUUUAAAUCUUGCGUUUAUUAAAUCUACAACAAAAAUGAUUCAAGGCUGUUGAUUCCAUAUUGUAAGCUCCACCCCACAGCGAAGGAGUUGGACAUCCUGAGGCACUUUGUGUCCGCCAGAUAUAGCCGAGCUGGUAUUUACAAUAUAAUCUCUUUGCCGCUCCUUAAGCCGGGAGAUCGAAGCAACCGGCCAAACGAUGGUGAAGAAUCUGGCCAAAAUGGACAUUUUUAUGCGGAAGCGUCAGACGAGACUGGCCGUAUCUGAGCAGUCUUCUUCUUCUUGAAUGGCGUUAACGUUCCCUGUGGAACUUUUGCCGUCUCAACGUAUUCAUUAACUAGCGUCGUUCAUUAAUACUUGGUUGAGAUUUCUAUGCCGAAUAACACGCCUUGAAUGUACUCUAAAGUGGCAAGCUCUAGAAUACGCGUGACCACAGUGCAAGCCGGAAGAAUUUUCUUUGACGAAAAAUCCCCCAACCAGAACGGGAAUCGAACCCGAACACCCGGCAUGAUAGUGUGGGACGCUAACCACUCGGCCACGGGUGCACACUGCAUCUGAGCAGUCAAAAUGGCCAAAAUAGAGAGACAGACGACCACCAAAGCCACGAAAAGGUAAAAUAACACGCCGAUAUACAUCUUUUCAUCGGCCAUGGUUCAGGUUCCGGCCAACUUCCGUAAGACCGCCCAGCGCUUCAUUUACGAUAUUUCAUCAAACAACUCUGUCUCUUCCUGUCGAGUAUAUACUAGUUCUUCCGACUUAAUUAAAACGUUAAGCCCUGGCCGAGAUAGGGGACCAAAAAUGAACUUUUCGUCUGACUCACGUUUAUCCCUGCGGAUCAAUAGGGGACUUUUAUAAAAAUCAUUUUCCAAUUUUGUUGCGCUUCCAUAUGACACUCUCUAAACAACAAGCCCAAUGUCGGUGCGAUGAAACCAGUUCAAUGAUCAAUCUUUGGUUUUUCAAGGAAUAGGUGAAGACGGCGCCAGUGGUUGUGUGGUUAGCGUAACAGCCUCACAAUCCGAUCGGCCUGGGUUCAAUCCCAGCUGGCGUCGUUGGGAUUUUCUGAGGCGAAAAAUCUCUGGUUACGUCUUCCUUCGGAGGGGAAGUAAAAGAAGUUGGCCCGGCUCAUGUGUUGUUGAGUCUGAUAGGUAGGAACAGGUGGAGUCGCCUCCCUGAUGUCGGUGAUUGGCACUGAAGUGGCGGAAAUAGGCCGACGAAAAAUAAGCGAAGAUAAAAAAAAAAAAAAGGAAUAGGUGAACUAACAAUUUUUUUGCUAACUAAACCAGUACAUUUUUAUACAAGGCUAAUUUGUUAGAAACUUAGAGAUUUAUUUCGAAAGUACCAAAAAAACAAUUGCAUUAAAAGAUACAUUACUGAUGGGUCUCGCCUCAAUGGAUCCACUGACAUCGGUGUUUUCAAUGACAAUUCUUGCGACUUCCGUAUACUACAGGAACCUUGUUUCGUUUAUGCUGCUGAGCUGGCAGCAAUCAACUUCGCAUCGGGUAUGAUCUCCAACAAGCCUGCCGACUCUUCCUUCAUUUUUCGGAUAGUCUAAGUUCGCUUGCUAUCCAGUCUAUCUAGUCGAUGAAAAUUAGUAUGCACCCAUCUUAUUUCCUCACAAGUGGGAGGCAGUAGAUGAGUGUACUGAUCAAAAGAUUUUAUAAGAUAACCAUUGUAUGGGUACCCUCUCAUUGCUCAAUUCCUGGCAAUGAGAAGGUGGACACUCUCGCAGAGGUGGGUGGGUGGCCAGGAAGGCGAAUUGAUUGAUAGACAGAUUCCAUACGAUGAUUUUUUUCCAAUUUUUGCGUCAAAGUUCCCUCUUGAGUUGGCAAACCGAUUGGGACACUGGAAGUCUUGGGCGCUAUUUACAAUAUUUCUUCGAGAGCGUGGUCCAAAGAUUUGGACGUAAGGCGUGUCUUCAUUCGCAUAAUCAGUAGACUUAUGUCCAACCACUUCUCGCUAGAUGUGCAUCUCUACAGAAUAAAUCUUUUUCAAAGUAUUGUCUGUCGAUGUGGAAACGGUUACGACGACACGCAGUUUGGCAAUGUACGGAUAAUUACGUGAUGACAAGUGAUUCAUGAAUCAUUAUCAAACCCAUAAAAACUUACAUUCUGCUGUGUUCAUAUCAUCGAGCCGUACUUUUCUCAAAAUUCUAUUGGACGCAGAGACUUUUAUUGGGACGUAUUUCAAGUCUGGGGAUUAUAUCAACAAAUCAACAACUCAUGAUGAACUUGAGGUUAACAUGCGAACCACCGGCGAAAAUGUUGGAGUGAGUCAUUAAAAAUUAAAGCACGCAUAUAAACCAAUGAAUUUUUCAUCAAAUAAAGUCAUUCUAAAUCAUUUCUUGUCGAAAUGUCUAUGUUUCACUUCCAUUUUAAUUCUGAUCGCUCUAAUUAGAAAGCCCUUUAUAAUUCCAAUAUGCCAGUUAUCCAACUUUUCGAUAGUAAGAGGUCUAUCUUGUUUCAGUUCCCAUUUGAACUUCCAACCAAUCCAUGGAAUGUGUGGCUCUAUCCUUUGCUUGUUUUUCGCUUCCGAAAAUUUGAACAUCUGCCAUCAGCUGGAGAAUGCGACCAAACGAACAAGAAGAGAGCAGGUCAAUGUUAAAAAGUAACACUGGCGAAUAUGACAAAAUAGAGCUAGCUCCAUAUACAAUGUUUUAAUCGGAAGACAAUGUGAUGUUUCAUGUUUCACUGCAUACCUGAAUGGGACGCUGGGAUUUCAUUUUGGAUCUCGCAUUCGACAGAGAUAUCUGCUGGAACUUUACGCAUAAUAUAUUUAGCAUAAAGAAUUUUAUUGACGUGUUAGAGAUCAAUUAAGAAAAAUAUACUUAUAUUCAUCUGUUACCAUACACUUGAUUAAUUAAACCAUAAACUGACUUGUAAAAUAAAUAUGGACUAAUCCGAUUGAAAUGGUUAAUUGAAAAUAAAUAAACAAAGAAUCUAAAUCCCUGUUGAGUUAUAAGUGAUAACAAAAUGAAUGUCCAAGUGUUUAAUCCAUCACAUAAAAUGUGCAAAAGUGUAUUUGUACAAUAACUAUUUAAAACAGACAUGCGAAAUAAAA